Quercus lobata is the source of this 1329-nucleotide messenger RNA. RefSeq names its product cytochrome P450, family 722, subfamily A, polypeptide 1 (gene CYP722A1). Bases 81 to 1262 code for a protein of 393 amino acids. The transcript has 10 exons. NCBI's taxonomy places the organism in Eukaryota, Viridiplantae, Streptophyta, Magnoliopsida, Fagales, Fagaceae. Gene Ontology annotation, biological process: multicellular organism development; brassinosteroid biosynthetic process; sterol metabolic process. The record is from RefSeq and is a predicted model, not a curated record. Gene Ontology annotation, molecular function: oxidoreductase activity, acting on paired donors, with incorporation or reduction of molecular oxygen; heme binding; iron ion binding.
GCCAUGGUCAUCAGGAUUCAACAGCUAGUAUUCCUCCAGGGACUGGUGGAUUGCCUUUGAUUGGAGAAACCUUACAGUUCAUGGCUUCCAUCAAUAGUGGCAAAGGCUUCUAUGACUUUGUAAGAGUUCGUCGUCUCCGGUAUGGGAACUGCUUUAGAACCAAGCUCUUUGGGGAGACACAUGUUUUUGUUUCGAGCACAGAGUCAGCAAAGGCAAUCCUAAACAAUGAAUUGGGAAAAUUCACAAAGAAAUACAUAAGGUCAAUUGCGGAACUAGUGGGAGAUCAAAGCCUUCUAUGUGCAUCUCACCAACAACACAAGAUGAUCCGUGGCCAUCUUGCCAAUUUGUUCUCCACCACUUCUAUAUCAAUGUUUAUCAAAAUGGUAGAUGAACUCAUGGUGGAAACUCUUAGUGGCUGGGAACAUGGAAGCACUGUGGUCAUACUCGAUGAAGCACUUAAGAUAACUUGCAAAGCAAUGUGCAAAAUGCUGAUGAGUUUAGAGAGCGGGCAUGAACUAGAGAUGUUGCAGAAUGAGGUCGCUCAAGUUUGUGAAGCAAUGCUUGCAUUUCCUUUGAGGUUACCUUGGACAAGAUUCUAUAAAGGCCUUCAGGCCAGAAAAAGAAUAAUUAGCAUUCUGGAGAAGGAAAUUAGUGAAAGAAGAAGAGGCAUACAAACUUUUCACGAAGAUUUUCUACAACAUAUGUUGAGCGAGAAUGAUAAAGCAUCUAGUGAUGAAUCUCCUAGGCUAACAGAUGCAGAGAUUAUAGAUAACAUCUUAACCAUGAUAAUUGCAGGUCAGGAUACAACAGCAAGUGCAAUCACAUGGAUGAUCAAAUUCCUGGAUGAAAACCAAGAUGUCCUUGAAAAACUCAGAAAUGAACAACAGCAUUUAGCAAAGAAAGCUUCACCAAAGUCGUGUCUUACAUUAGAGGAUCUUAGUGAGAUGCCCUAUGCUUCUAAGGUAGUAAAAGAAUCCUUAAGAAUGGCUUCCGUAGUACCAUGGUUCCCAAGACAAGCACUCCAAGAUUGUGAGAUUGAAGGAUUUAAGAUCAAGAGAGGGUGGAACAUAAACAUUGAUGCUAGAUCAAUACACCUUGAUCCUAUGGUGUACAAUGACCCCAAUAAAUUUAGUCCACAAAGGUUUGAUGUUCUUAGCUUUUGGAAUGGGAGGGAGGACUUGUCUGGGGAUGAACAUGGCCAAAGCGAUGAUGCUAGUCUUCCUCCACCGUUUAAUCACCACAUACAGGUGGAAGGUGACUGAUUCUGACUCAAGCACUGAGAAGUGGGCGCUCUUUUCAAAAUUAAGAAGUGGUUGCCCAGUGCAUGUG